CCGGCCCCCGCCGAGCCCCGCGGACGCGCGCAGAGACAGCGGAGGCUCUCCAGGAGGCCCGGCGCCCACCCUGCCCGUCGCUGCCCGGGCUGCGCGGCCCCUUCCAUGACCCGCAGGGCGCGGGCGGCGGCUCUCUCGGAGGCGGCGGAGAACUAGCGCGGCCGCGCGCAGCCGACUGGACCCGCGCCCGGGCACGACGCCUCUCCUCGCGGGCGCCCCGGCCAGGAUGGCCCCGCGCCGGGCGCUGGCCGCGCUGCUGCUGCUGCUGGCGGCCGCGGGGCUCGGAGCGGCGGCGGCGGGGCCCGCGCGCGCCUUCAGCGAGGACGUGCUGAGCCUGUUCGGCGCGAACCGCAGCCUGUCGGCCGCGCAGCUCGGGCAACUGCUGCGGCAGCUGGGAGCCGCCCCCCGCGCGGGCGCCGCGGAGCCGGGCGCGCUGCACUUCAACCAGUGUUUAUCUGCCGAAGACAUUUUUUCCCUUCAUGGCUUUUCAAAUACCACCCAAGUAACCAUCUCAAACUUCUCUGUCAUCUGUCCAGCAGUCGUACAGCAACUGAACUUUCACCCUUGCGAGAAUCGGCCCAAGCACAAAACAAAACCGAGUCAUUCAGAAGUUUGGGGAUACGGAUUCCUGUCGGUGACAAUUAUUAAUCUGGCGUCUCUCCUCGGAUUGGUUUUGACUCCGUUGAUAAAGAAAUCUUAUUUCCCAAAGAUUUUGACCUAUUUUGUGGGGCUGGCUAUUGGGACUCUUUUUUCAAACGCAAUUUUCCAACUUAUUCCAGAGGCAUUUGGAUUUAAUCCCCAAAUUGACAACUAUGUUGAGAAGGCAGCUGCUGUGUUUGGUGGAUUUUACUUACUUUUCUUUUUUGAAAGAAUGCUUAAGAUGUUAUUGAAGACAUAUGGUGAGAAUGAUCAUACCCACUUCCAUACUGAUGACUUUGGUCCUCAAGAAAAAGCCCGUCAACCUAAAACCUUACCUGGUCUCAAUGGUGUCACGUGCUACGCAAAUCCUGCUGUCACAGAGCCUAACGGACACACCCACUUUGACAGUGUCAGUGUGGUGUCUCUGCAGGAUGGGAAAAGUGAGUCAAGCUCAUGUACCUGUUUGAAGGGGCCCAAACUGUCAGAUAUAGGGACAAUUGCCUGGAUGAUAACGCUCAGUGAUGCCCUCCACAAUUUCAUCGACGGCCUGGCCAUUGGGGCUUCCUGCACCUUGUCUCUCCUCCAGGGACUCAGCACUUCCAUAGCAAUCCUGUGUGAGGAGUUUCCUCACGAGCUAGGGGACUUUGUGAUUCUACUCAGUGCAGGGAUGAGCACCCGGCAAGCCUUGUUAUUCAACUUCCUUUCUGCGUGUUCCUGCUAUGUCGGGCUGGCUUUUGGCAUUUUGGUGGGCAACAAUUUUGCUCCAAAUAUUAUAUUUGCACUUGCUGGAGGCAUGUUCCUUUAUAUUUCUCUGGCAGAUAUGUUUCCAGAGAUGAACGAUAUGCUGAGAGCAAAGAUAACCGGAAGGAAAACUGAUUUCACAUUCUUCAUGAUUCAGAAUGCUGGAAUGUUGACUGGGUUCACGGCCAUUCUUCUCAUUACCUUAUACGCAGGAGAAAUCGACCUGGAGUAGAAGGAAACGGAAGAUGGUGUUAAUAAAGGCACGCAAUAAAAACAUCUCCAGAGAUUUCAAGCUGAUCUUGUUUAGUUAAAAGAUAAUUUCGUUCUCAACCAUAGGUCAAGAAAACUAAUUAUUGGUUUAAGUCUGCGAAAUAGGCCAUUAUUUGUUGUUAAAAUGCUUCAGAAGGUUUUUGGUGUCAGUCUGAAAUUCCUAGGAGUCUUUGGUAAAUACCCAUUUUUCAGUGUUUCACCCGUAUUUAAUAUCAUGAUAGAAAAGACAUGCUUUCCGUAAUCACUUAGACACCUAGGCCCAGAAGAACAUACAAGAUACAUUGUGAAAGCCGUUAAAACUCUAGGGUAGGAUCAAAGGUUCAAGUGGUUCCAGAGUGGUUUUCUUUCAAAUAAUUUGUUUCAGAGCUUUCUAGAACAAGUAUAUCAAAACACGGAAGAAAAUCAAAACAUAUACAACACUAAUAUAAAGGAUUCCAAGGCUUUAAGGAGCUCAGGAGAGGAAGAUUUCUCACAUCUUUUUGUUCUGUUUUAUAUUUCAAUUAAGGAACUUGCAGGAUUGUUUUGAACGCCACUCUAAAGUGAUAUGAAUUGGGAAAUUAAGAGAAUUUUGUGAGCCUUACUAAUUUCAGGCUUAGAGGCUUCUUUCUACAUGUAAACUCCACCAGACUCCGUGAAAAGAACAGUAUGUAAAGCUGGUGACAACUCGGUUUCAGUGCACCAUGUGUUUGCUUUGUGAAGGUGAAGAAUAUGUUGGUUUGGAGAAAGAAAUUGAAUGUAAUUUUAAGCAAUUUACUUUUGAAGAUGAACAUAAUUAUUUAGCAGAGAAUAUUUUAAUAAAUGAGAAACAACAGCUGGACUGCUGUAUGUCAAGGACUGAUUAACUAGAAAACAUAUGUUCCUUAUGUGUGAUUGAGAGUCAUUCAGAAAAGACUUCUUUUGUAUUCAGUCUACAUUUUUCCAUAUGGUAUAUCUUGGCAAAAAUUAGGACACCAUGGUUAUUUUUCUACCUUUUAUAAAAGAUAGAACCUGUUUACUCAUUUAGCACAUACAGAAAUUUGGUCUAAAAUUGAACAUCCUAACCCCACUUCACACUCCCCAGUCUCUUAAGGAAAGAUGAUUUGACAGUGAGGAAAAUGAUUGACAAAAGCCAACCGUGAUCUCAGGAAUUACAUUUUCCCACAGAUGGAAGAAUGUUUUCACAUAGCAGUAGUACGGAUUUGAUGAAUAUUUAACACGUAUGUUAAUGUAUAUUUCACUUUAUGACUGACAAUUAAAAAAUUAUUGUUUGACCAAAUAGUAAACACCUUUGAAACCA
Messenger RNA from Propithecus coquereli (Coquerel's sifaka), 2926 nucleotides. RefSeq names its product solute carrier family 39 (zinc transporter), member 8 (gene SLC39A8). Gene Ontology annotation, cellular component: membrane. Lineage: Eukaryota; Metazoa; Chordata; Mammalia; Primates; Indriidae. The transcript is spliced from 9 exons. Gene Ontology annotation, biological process: zinc ion import across plasma membrane; intracellular zinc ion homeostasis. The record is from RefSeq and is a predicted model, not a curated record. Bases 227 to 1612 code for a protein of 461 amino acids. Gene Ontology annotation, molecular function: zinc ion transmembrane transporter activity.